Molecule: messenger RNA, 2195 nt
Organism: Thermothelomyces thermophilus ATCC 42464
Lineage: Eukaryota; Fungi; Ascomycota; Sordariomycetes; Sordariales; Chaetomiaceae
Exons: 1
Cellular component (GO): nucleus; RNA polymerase II transcription regulator complex
Molecular function (GO): DNA-binding transcription activator activity, RNA polymerase II-specific; transcription cis-regulatory region binding
Source: RefSeq, a predicted model, not a curated record
GGAACUCUCGCUUUCCGUUUAUCAUUGGGGAAGAAAGCCAGCGUUGCUUCAAACUCGUCCAUUUCCGGCACGGAACGGCGCCGCUGACGGACGGACUCGGACAAUUUUUGCGAUCUCAGCCCUCCGUUGCCACGCACCACGGCUGGCGAGAACCUACCGGCAUGGCAGCUAUCGUUGCCAAUACCCCCGGCUCGGCUAUGAACUCCGGGAAGGCUGAUGCAACGUCGUUGAGGACGCUGUCUGUCACGACUGCGGCCAGCCACGAUCUUCCGAGUUCUGUGUCCAGCCCCGCUUCAGUCUCCACUCCUACAUCUUCAACUUCAUCAGUGCCUCCAAUCGCCAUCCGGCCGAACACAUCAAGCAACCCUCCUCCGGUCAGGCCUUCAACAGCAAUGCACAAUCGGACGGGGCCUGGAAUCAUGACUCCAGGGUCAGCGCCGCAACCAAAGACUGUUAGCAUGACCAGCAAGGAGUGGGUCAUCCCUCCCCGGCCAAAACCAGGCCGCAAACCUGCUACCGACACCCCGCCAACCAAGCGCAAGGCCCAAAACCGGGCCGCCCAAAGAGCAUUCAGGGAGCGCAGGGCGGCCCGUGUCGGGGAGCUGGAGGAACAGCUGGAGCAAGACAGGGUCAAGCACGAGCAGACGGUUCGCGAGUUACAGGCGCGGAUCAGUCAUCUUGAAAUCGAGACGCAAACUCUCCAGUCAAGGUGCCAGUGGCUGGAAUCGAUGCUGGAGAGGGAACGGCAAGGUCGUGACAAUUGCGCAGGAGAUUGGGAGGCUCGGCAAGGUGGCUCGAGGAACAACAGCUCGAUGUCAAGUCAGAUACAAGGUCAGCUCGGACAAUCACAGAGCAUGCAGCCACUGCAGCCGGCACCAUCGAAAACAGGCACAGCGCGCCCAGCUCCCAUCAUUGAGCCGCGACCUUUGGCUCAACCGUUCUCUAUCUCUCAGAUUGUCUCGCCGCCUGAGGAGUCUACACAAGUGAAUAAUGUGGGGUGUGGCAGCUGCGGGGCCAGUGGUUCUUGCGCCUGUGCAGAGGAAGUCCUGCGCAGCGCAGAUAUUCCCAUUGGCUGCGGCAAAUGCUCACUGGGCACGAGGUGCGAGUGCCUCGAAGAGACGAUACGGGUAUCCAUUACCGGUGCCGACCUAAAGAGGCCACCGAGCGCGCCACCGUCAACGUCGCCGGAGGAUAAGAGGCAGCGCUCUGAUACCGGCACGGCCCUCGAGACAGACUUCACGGCCAUUUUCGCCUCGCAGAACAGCAAGGAAGAGGCACAGGCGUUGUUACCUGCGCCGGCACGAUCGCAAGCACUGGCAUCCAUAGAGCCGCGUGAUCCAUGUGGUUUCUGCAAGGAUGGAACUUAUUGUGUGUGCGCAGAUUCAAUGAUGACUCCAACGUCGUUGGCGGCCCCUGUCAAUCAGGCUACUGAGCAAACGCAGACGCACACGCCUCCUCCAUCGGAUAAUGAUGUUGUUCCCAUGCCCUUGGAAGUCACUGCCACAGGCGCGAUCAAACUUCCCGGGCUGAAGUCACUGCAAGAGAGGAAACCCGCCAAACUGCCCGCAAGAGCAGGGGGUUGCGGGCCUAAUGGCCCCGGUACCUGCGCCCAAUGCGUGGCCGACCCGAAGUCUGGCCUCUUCUGCCGCUCCCUGGCGGCCAACUUUGAGAAGAACAAUGCGGGGGCCAGCACCGCCGCUGAAGGCGGCUGCUGCGGAAACGGUGGCCCAGGCGGGUGCUGCAAAUCGGGCUCCUCGCAGUCGCAGCAAGCAGCGGAGACUACCUCUCUCCCUUCCAUGGCCUCUAGCGCCGGAAGCAACGGUUCCAACGCCAGCGGUUUCGGUCUAAGCCUCUCCUGUGCCGACGCCUACAAGACGCUGGCCAGCCACCGGCACUUUGACGAAGCCGCCGACGAUAUCGGCUCCUGGCUACCUAAGCUCAAGGCGCUGCCGGUCCCGCGCCACCCCGGGCCGGUGGGCGGGGGCGGCCGUGGCCACCGCGAUGCGCGGGCACCAAUUGAGGUGGAGGCCGCGAGCAUUAUGAGUGUGCUCAAAGACUUUGAUGUAAGGUUUGGCAGGGGUGAGUGAUCGAUAUACAUAUGUAGGUCAGAAAACAAGGAUGGAGACGAUGUUGCAGUCGGGGAAGGGGCCCGGUGCAGGACAGCAGAGUCAUGUGCUUUUCAUGUUUGGGUUAGU